GAGAGCCCCAAGGAGGCGUCAGUGCCUCCAAGAAACCUCCCGAUCUGGGGACCCAGGAGAUGCCCCCUCUCUGCCUGGGGACCCGCCUUUCCGUUCCCCAGGUGUCCAAGGCCUGCCUCCUGAUGGCCCCGAUGUCCACGGAGCUGUUGGGUGGGACCGAGGGCCCUGUCUCUCAGCCUUCUCUUGGGCCCCUGGACGGUGACAAACGUCCCGUCAGAGAUCCCUGAUGGGAGGGCAGGCGGGUCCCAGGAGAGAGACUGAGCAGGUCGGGGAGCUGAGGGUCAGGGUCGGGGUCAGGGAUGGGUGGGCGGGUAACGACCAGCUCCUCACAGAGUGAGGAGGGCAGACAGGAGCGGAGAGAGAGGGAAAUGCUGAGAGAGAUGGGGAGACAGGCAAAGAGAGAAAAGAUGGGAGAGAAAGAGAGAAACACAGAGACAGAGGCAGACAGAGAGAGGGACGCUCCUUACAGACCUUUCCCAUGAAAACAGCGCAUCGUCCACACACACGUCCCCACAGUUCAAGCAUGCACAUCCGAGUGGGUCUGAAGAACCUGUCACACCCCAUCACCACGUGAACCCACCGCACACACACAGCCAAAGGUCAGGCGCAGGAAUGAAGGAAGGAGUGAGAGAGUGAAUGAAUGAAUGAGGCUGUCAGCACAGUGCCUGGCACACAUCCCAUAAACACUUGUUGAAGGACAGUGUGACCCCACACAGCCACACAAACCCGCUGUGCAAACGGCCCCACAGAGAAACCACGAGCCCCCAGGCGGCCGAGAUUUCUGCGUCCCGUCACCACAGAGGCAAGGGCCCCGGGGAGGCCGGAGGGACCUUUAAAUCACCAGGCCAAACCCUGGCGUGGAGACGAAGGAGCUGAGGCCCCACCAGGCACAGGGACCGGGGAAGGAGGAGCAGAGGUCCGUGCCGGGGUUCCCCUGCAUGUGUCUCCUUCUCUCCGCCCUUCGCUCACUAUUCUCUGAACUUCUCCGAGCCCUGAAGUUGGAUCCAGCUGCUCCCAUGUGCUGGGGUCUUCCCACCCAGCGUGUUUGCGCACCCUCCACCCUCAAAGGGGCAGACUCAGCUCCUCACCCAUCACCUGAGCUCGCCCAUCCCCAGGACGGUCAAGGAGAGAAGCCCUCGGCCCUGCCUGGUGAGACCCACCUCUCCCAGCACUGUCCCCACCCCUGACCUUCGGAGGGACUUGGAACAAAAGUGGACCAGGGAGAAGAGAUUAGGGAGGGGAGAAAAGGGAGGAGGGGUAGGAUAGAGGGCCUGAGAUGGAGGGGGAGACAGGGACGGAGAGGUGGGGGGCAGAGAAAGAGAUGGGGGGGUAGGGCAGGCUGAGCUGGGGAAGAUGGAGCGGGAGAUGUGGAGACGGGCCGGCGCGCAGGGUGCCCGCCCUCAGACCUACCCUCCGGGCCAUGGGCUGAAGCCGGCGGCCGCUCCCGGGUCCCUCCAGGGCCUGGCCGGCGGGGAGGGCGCAGCCAGGGGCAGCGGCCCGGGUGGCCGAUGGGGCCGACGCCAGGGGGUGGGGCAGGAGGCUGGGUGCCCGGCUCCCCCACCCCCCCCACGGCCGUCAGCGGCCGGCGCCGGGCGGGGAGCAGGCUGCGCGCAUGGACCCCCAGCGCCCGGCCCCGCGGGGGUCACGGCCAGGGGCGCAUGCCGGCCAGCGGGGGCGCGAGGCGGGGGAGGGUCGCCCGAGGCCCCCUCCCCGGGGCGCCCAGUCCCUGCGCGGGUCCUGGGAGGACGGAACCAGCCCGAGACAGACACGCAGCCCGAGACAGACAGUCCGCCCGCGGGCCGGGGGCGGGGUGGGGCGCGCGGGCCGGCGUCGGCGGGCCCGAGGGAUGCUGGCGGCUCGUCUCCUCUCCCCUCUCCCGGUCUCUCCCUCUCUCUGUGGUCACAUCCGGAAGUUCCACCGCGGAGAUGCUUAACCCGCUGUCCGCCGGCGGCGCGAGCGGGCGGGGCGGGCGGGUCCCCAGCCCCCUCUCCUCCCCUCCCCCCGCCCCAUCCCCCCGCCGGGGGCGCAGCGGCUUCCCGGGGCCGCGUUGUAUCGCAGUCUCCCCGGGGCUCGGCUCCCUCAGCCCCUACCCACCCUGCCGCCCUCUCUCCGGGUCAACCCCCACCCUCCGGCUCCGGGGCGCCCCGGCCUCCCCCCUCCUCGGCCGCCACAGGUCUCUGCCCCUCUCCCCCUCCUUGCUCUCCGCCCUUCCCGUCUCCGUCUCUCCAUCUCCCCGCUUCCCUCUUGUUUCCACGGCUUCAAGUCUCUCCAUUCCCUUCUCUCUUUGUCUCUCGGUCUCUCUCUGCCAUCUCUGCGCGUCUCCGUCUCUCCCUGCCCCCCACGCUCGCGCAGGCCCUCCCACCUCUCCCCACCCCCCUCCUUCUCUGUUCUCUCUCUCUCUCCGUCUCUCUGACGCUGAGACAGAAUCCGAGGAGAGAACUGGAGGCUGGAAGCAGCCAAACCCCAUAUUUUAGUUUCCCUUCUGGCUCUGGCCCCCCGAACUUCCCUCCCCUGGGAGACAAGGACACGCGUGCGCCUGUGUCUGGAGCCAUCGGGGUGUGCGCGCGCGAGGGUGUGUUUGCAGGAGUGACUGUGUGCGUUGUUCCGGCCUCUAAAUAUGGUUCUCAGCCUGGAAUUCGCUCCACUGUCCUGGGAGUUGGUGGAAUCUCCAGAAUCGAGGAGGAACGAGGCGCCCGGUGACGCCUCCGCUGGAGCGCGCGCAGGUCCACGGUUUCCUCGGAGGAGCCUGGGACCCACCCAGCCUUUGACGCUGGCGCUCUCAUGAGGUCAAGGGAAGAUGUCUGCGGUGAACAUUUGUUGAGCACCUACUGUGUGCUGCGUGGUGUUCUG
This is a messenger RNA of Equus quagga, 2850 nucleotides long. RefSeq names its product basic proline-rich protein-like. Lineage: Eukaryota; Metazoa; Chordata; Mammalia; Perissodactyla; Equidae. The transcript has 2 exons. The record is from RefSeq and is a predicted model, not a curated record. The coding region runs from base 1354 to 2700 and encodes 448 amino acids.